CACCGUUCAGCUCGCGCCCAGUCAGUACCACUGCACCACAUGGCGAGGAGCGAGCAUGCCCCACGAGGCGAGCGACGACCAGUGCGCGCCCGACGCGCCCGCAAAGUUCUGCGCGCGCCCGACGCCCAGCAACGGGGAGGAACGGGCAGGGAGGGGAGGCACGAGGCGAGAAACAAAGAGAGAGAGAGAGAGAGAGAGAGAGAGAACAAACCAAAAAAAAACUACCAAAAACCAAGUCAAGACACGAAGGGAAAAAUAGCCCGGGCAACACGCUUUCGAGGCCCCUGGCGCUGCGCAGGAGGGCGCGCCCCCAGCAGCUCCACCGCACAGGGCGGCGCCCGAUCCCUGGCGGCUCAGGGCUGCCCGGCGGCGGCGCCGCCGCCGUGGCCGGCGCUGCAUCCUCCGCGACCGAGUUCUUCUACUUGGUCGUGGCGAAGCGGCCGUUGGGCUCCCUCGGCCUGAUCUCAGGGAUCGUGAAGACGCACUCGAGGUGCGCCAUGGUGCUCCCCUCCCCCCCGCGCUUCUGGAACAGCGCGAUCGUCGCGUCGAACGAGUCGCACUGCAUGGCAGCCGCCGAGAGCUUCCCGACGGCCUGCCCGCCUUCCGCCCGUGACCGCUGUCUGGUCGUUGGCGAAAGAGAACUCGCCUUCACCUUCCUCGCUAGAGUCCUCUUCCGACUCCUGCACGGGGAGGGGGGACGGGUGAGAGGAGGGCAAGAUGAGACCACGCCCCCCCUCGAACGAGGAGGAGGGAGGAGGCAGAGGAAGAGGCUACGGGGAAGAGGAAGAGGAGGACGAGGGCGAGUUUAGGAGGAAGGAAGUAAAUCUGUCUGUCAAAACACCAAAAGGGGAAGAGCAAAACAGAAUGAGAGGGAUGAUGGAGGAGCUGCGUGCCCGAGGCCCCGCAGAAACGUAGAAACCCCUGGAGGUCACCCCGAGCCUUCCAAGUCCCAAUCGGAGGGAGAGAUGAGCAGCGGAACGAGCACCGGGAGGAAAGGACCACAUAGUUUUAUCUCUCGACGAUAAGCCACAAUAUGCGUGGGGGGGAGCUACCGGCCGAGAAUCUAACCGUUUUGUUGUUGCAUUGGGCGGCCUCACGUAUGCCCUCGUGCACCAAUCAUUUCACUUCUGUUUGAACUCCAGCUGUUUGGCUCACUGUUGCCCUUGCCCUUCACGUGCGGCCUCGCCUUCGGCGUAGGCGGCGGC
Messenger RNA from Prorocentrum cordatum, 1205 nucleotides. The record is from the annotation of a GenBank genome assembly. NCBI's taxonomy places the organism in Eukaryota, Dinophyceae, Prorocentrales, Prorocentraceae.